This is a messenger RNA of Brugia pahangi, 570 nucleotides long. The record is from the annotation of a GenBank genome assembly. NCBI's taxonomy places the organism in Eukaryota, Metazoa, Nematoda, Chromadorea, Rhabditida, Onchocercidae.
AUGCAGAUUUUUAAUUGGUUGGGUACAUUUACACUUCCAAAUUUGUAUCAUUCCGACAGAUUACUCAUUGUUCUCAGACCAUUUCAUCUACAUUACAUUUUACUGUGUGGUUAUAUUAUGGCAGCUACCAUCUUAAAUUUGCAUCAUAAACUUGGAAAAUUGGCGCGUAAUAUUUCACAGAUUUUAUCGGCUGACGUUGAAGUUACAGUCAAUAUACAAUUUAAAAAAAACACUAUGUACCUGACAAACGUAAGAGAGCACUCAAUACGUGAGUCGGAAAAUUUUGGAUCAGCUCACAGGGUGGUGUCACUUGCAGGAUUCCCAAACCCAGAACCCCCAUCAGCUGAGGACGCGGACGAACUGAAGACUGCAGAAUUAUUUCCAAAAGUACUGCCUCUCUCUACAUGCGUUAUAUGUCCACAAUCAAAUUCCUGCCUUCACAAUAUGUCAACAAUCAGCAAUAACACUACUACUGAAAACUCUUUAACGAAAGCAGAACUGCUUCUAAUCAUUUUCUUUUUUUUUUUGCAAAAGAACCACAUCUACUUGGAAAUCGCAGACUUAUAUUGA